GAGCUGAGGACUUUGAAAAAUUCAAGUGGUUCCUGCAGGGGAAGCUAGAAGGCAUCCAAGCAAUCCCAAAGUGUCAGCUGGAGAAUGCAAACCGGAUAAAAACUGUGGAUCUGAUGAUUGAGACCUACAGUGAAAAAGCGACUGACGUGACCAGAACAGUUAAAGAGAAGAUAAAUCAGAAAUUAUCAACCCCCCCCUUGAAACUCGAAGAGAUUCUUCCUCGGUGCCAGCCAAAACUCAAAUCCAAUUUAAAAAAGAAGUUCCAGUGUGUGUUUGAGGGGAUCGCUAAAGCAGGAAACCAGACCCUUCUGAAUCAGAUCUACACAGAGAUCUACAUCACAGAGGGAGGGACUGCAGAGGUCAAUAAGGAACAUGAGGUCAGACAGAUUGAAACAGCAUCCAGGAAACCAGACAGACCAGAAACAAGAAUCAGACUAGAAGACAUCUUUAAAACCCCACCUGGAAGAAAUAAACCAAUCAGAACAGUUCUGACAAAGGGAGUGGCUGGCAUUGGGAAAACAGUCUUAACACAGAAGUUCACUCUGGACUGGGCUGAAGACAAAACCAACCAGGACAUAAUGUUCAUAUUCCCAUUCACCUUCAGAGAGCUGAAUGGGCUGAAACAGAAAAAGUUCAGCUUGGUGGAACUUGUUCAUCGCUUCUUUACUGAAACCAAAGAAGCAGGAAUCUGCAGGUUUGAAGAGUUCCACGUUGUGUUGAUCUUUGACGGUCUGGAUGAGUGUCGACUUCCUCUGGACUUCAACAACAGUGAAACCCUGACUGAUGUCACAGAGUCCACCUCAGUGGAUGUGCUGCUGACAAACCUCAUCAGGGGGAAACUGCUUCCCUCUGCUCGCCUCUGGAUAACCACACGACCUGCAGCAGCCAAUCAGAUCCCUGCUGACUGUGUUGACAUGGUGACAGAGGUCAGAGGGUUCACUGACCCUCAGAAGGAGGAGUACUUCAGGAAGAGAUUCAGAGAAAAGAAGCAGGCCAAAAGAAUCAUCUUCCACAUCAAGACAUCACGAAGCCUCUACAUCAUGUGCCACAUCCCAGUCUUCUGCUGGAUCUCUGCUGGAGUUCUGGAGGAGCUGAUGGAAACCAGAGAGGGAGGAGAGCUGCCCAAGACCCUGACUGAGAUGUACAUCCACUUCCUGGUGGUUCAGUCCAAAGCGAAGAACAUCAAGUAUGAUGGAGGAGCUGAGACAGAUCCACAGUGGAGUCCAGAGAGCAGGAAGAUGAUCGAGUCUCUGGGAAAACUGGCUUUUGAUCAGCUGCAGAAAGGAAACCUGAUCUUCUAUGACUCAGACCUGACAGAGUGUGGCUUCGACAUCACAGCAGCCUCAAAGUACUCAGGAGUGUUCACACAGGUCUUUAGAGAGGAGAGAGGACUGUACCAGGACAGGGUGUUCUGUUUCGUCCAUCUGAGUGUUCAGGAGUUUCUGGCUGCUCUUCAUGUCCAACUGACCUUCAUCAACUCUGGAGUCAAUCUGAUGGCAGAGGAACCAACAGAGACGAGUCUCUGCCAGAGUGCUGUGGACAAGGCCUUACAGAGUCCAAAUGGACACCUGGACUUGUUCCUCCGCUUCCUCCUGGGUCUUUCUCUGGAGACCAAUCAAAAUCUCCUACGAGGUCUGCUGACACAGACAGGAAGUAGCUCACAGACCAAUCAGGAAACAGUCAAAUACAUCAAGAAGAAGAUCAGUGAGGAUCUGUCUCCAGAGAGAAGAAUCAACCUGUUCCACUGUCUGAAUGAACUGAAUGAUCGUUCUCUAGUGGAGCAGAUCCAAUUCUACCUGAGAUCAGGAAGUCUCUCCACAGAUAAACUGUCUUCUGCUCUGUGGUCAGCUCUGGUCUUCAUCUUACUGUCAUCAGAAACAGAUCUGGAUGUGUUUGACCUGAAGAAAUACUUUGCUUCAGAGGAGGCUCUUCUGAGGCUGCUGCCAGUGGUCAAAGCCUCCAACAAAGCUCUUCUCAGUGGCUGUAACCUGUCAGAGAGAAGCUGUGAAGCUCUGUCCUCAGUCCUCAGCUCCCCGUCCUCCAGUCUGAGAGAGCUGGACCUGAGUAACAACGACCUGAAGGAUUCAGGAGUGAAGAGGCUGUCUCCUGGACUGCAGAGUCCUCAUUGUAAACUGGGAACUCUCAGGCUUUCCGGCUGUCUGGUCUCAGGGGACGGCUGUGCUUCUCUGGCCUCAGCUCUGAGCUCCAACCCCUCCCACCUGAGAGUCCUGGACCUGAGCUACAACCAUCCAGGAGACUCAGCACGAAAGCUGCUGGAGGAUCCACGCUGCAGACUGGACACUCUCAGAGUCUCCUCUGGCUCUCUGAUCCACAUUCAGACCAUCAACACCACAUUCACUGAACCUCUUUAUCCUGGAUUUGGCUUUGUGUUUCUGUCUCUGCGGUCUCCUGGUUCCUCAGUGUCUCUGUGUCGUCUGUGA
This is a messenger RNA of Centropristis striata (black sea bass), 2441 nucleotides long. Its product is annotated as NLR family CARD domain-containing protein 3-like. The transcript has 5 exons. Lineage: Eukaryota; Metazoa; Chordata; Actinopteri; Perciformes; Serranidae. Bases 114 to 2441 code for a protein of 775 amino acids. The record is from RefSeq and is a predicted model, not a curated record. Gene Ontology annotation, molecular function: protein binding.